Messenger RNA from Hypoxylon trugodes, 3979 nucleotides. RefSeq lists its product as uncharacterized. NCBI's taxonomy places the organism in Eukaryota, Fungi, Ascomycota, Sordariomycetes, Xylariales, Hypoxylaceae. Gene Ontology annotation, molecular function: serine-type endopeptidase activity; protein binding. The record is from RefSeq and is a predicted model, not a curated record. The coding region runs from base 258 to 3824 and encodes 1188 amino acids. The transcript is spliced from 4 exons. Gene Ontology annotation, biological process: proteolysis.
GGGCGGGGGAGUAAUUAAUACCUUGUGAUGUUUCAUGGAGCUAUACCCUGGUCUACACUGUGUGUCUUAGCUCCCGGUCAGCUUGGCUGGGAAUAGCGGAUGGAAGGGAGACACUAACCCCGAAUGGACCACUACUCCGUACCUUUUCGUUACCCAUAGCCAGCCUUCUCAGACGAGAUGUCGUUCAACCUUCAACUCAAAACUCUCACGUAUACCGAAGGGUUAAGAAUGCGAAUUAGUAUUGAUGUUUAUUCGCCAUGUCGUCCGAGUGGGAACACGAUGAGGAAGUGGAGGCCAACGGGAUAUCCGAAGACGAGUUUGAUUUUGAUGAAUUAGAUGGAACCGAAGACCCCCAGUUAAAACGCGAGGAUGGUUAUGAGCAACGUUUCAGAGCAGCAAGUAAAGCGAUUAAGAGAAAGAGGAGUUUUAAAGGAGAAGACGAUGUCGAUGAAUUCCUUACUGAAUAUGGUGAUGUCGCUCCCAAGUCGUCAACCAAGGAGUCUGGAAAUCUUCUGCACGUGCUCGUAGAAGUCGUCAAGCAUACAGAAGAGAUAGAAUCUCACGAUGUCGAGCUUCUCGUGCGGCGAUUGGUCCGGAAGUAUCCAGACUUAUUGCUAUAUGGCAAUAAGGAUGGUUAUAACCCUUUAUACAUGGCCAUUAGAGCGUCGAAUUUCCAACUCGUUGAGUAUAUGGUCUCCACAUGCGAAGAGUGCGCCCAAGAGAAGGAGACGGCUCCGGUGGCCUCAAUUCAUAUGAGCUGCCUAGAUGAUGCGCUCCGCAAGCAGGCCCAGGAAGGAAAAACAAGUCUUCAUGUUGCAUUAGAGGAGAAUUUGAACGCCAACACGAUAAAAAUGUUAAUAAAAAACGCUAGCGACGAGGCACUCGCCAUUCAAGACAACCUCGGCAAGACUCCAAUGCACUAUGCAGUUCAGUUUGCGCAAUGUACUGAUGUCAGAGCCGAAAUUAUUGACACUUUCAUCCAGCGAGAUCUGAAUGCACUUCACAGCUCCCCGCGGCCACCGAAACUAUUCCUGGACAUGGUUGAUAAGAGCGGGCGUUCGGUAUACCGUGAACACCAAAGUACCAGAGCAUCCACCAAGAAAAAGUUCGAUGCGUGGGCAGCCAAAAAGGCAAGCGAAUCGAGGACUGCGAACAAGACAUCGGAGCAGAACCGAGGGUCCAAAGAUGACGAAGAGCUUGCAUCUAGAGAUCCCAAGGAAGCCGCUCGAAUGCAGGCUAACUCAAGGGAUGUGUCGCACUCCGCUGCACUCAAAUCCGAAGUGGAUCGGCUUGCCGGGAGACCCACCCGCGAAAAGGAGGGGACUAGCAAAGUCGAUGAACGCGAACGACUGCGACAGAAAAAGAAAGAGGAAGAAGCAGAGCGCGAAAGAUCGCGUCAGGAGACGGGCAGACCGAGAGACGAGACACUGGAUCGUGAGAGGUUGCGACAGCGGAAAAAGGAAGAGGAAUUCGCUAGAGCGAGGGAAGAAGUCGCCGAACAGAACCGACUCCUGAAGUUAGCGGAAGCUAAUAGGAGAGCCCAAUCGGACAAUCAUCCAGAUCAGCUAGGUGUUCAGACUGGACAUCAGAGAGGGCCAACAGAGCCUUCUCCUAAUACCCCUAUCAAACGAACGGGAACUUCCCGGUUUGAUAAGCCAGUCCAAGACAAGCCACCUUUGAGGCCACAACAAACCAGCAGAAAGAGCAACACUGGAGAAAGGGGUAACAUGGGAGUUUGGAAGAAGAACUCCGAUGAAAUACUUGCGAAACUCAAACUACAUUACAUGCGAACGAGAGACGUUGAGAUGGCCAUCAUAUUCUUAUACGGCACAAAUAUGGAUGAUAUACAAAUCAGCUUCGAUUACGACCGUAUACCACGCGAAAUAAAAUGGAAAGUAUUCGAGAAUCGAUUCGGUGCUAACAGCGCGACCGGCUUAAAAUUCGAUGAGGUCUUACAAUAUGUAAAUUUCCCACAGGUCAACGUACAACUAACCGGUCGACAAGCCGACAUGGAGCGGGAUUCGGAACAGCGCCAAGGGGCGCGACAAUUUGGAGCAAGCGGUCGCAAAGAUAUGCAACAUUUCUUUAAUUGGCUGUACCAAAAAGGAGUUAGGCAUAUCAUCAGAGUAUCCGUCAAUGACUCGGGGCCAAAAGUCCACAGUGACAAGGCGAUUCAAACGUCGCUCGAGAGGUUCGUCGUCGAGCAAUUGGACUGGCAGAAGACGGAUCUGGAUCCACAGACUAUUCUUCAUGUUAGUAGUAAGGUACCGAAGAAGCCGACGAAUGGAGACCAGAAGAAUAUCGAAUUACUUCCUAAUAGACAGCUAAAGGAAUUAGUUUUAAGAUGGAGUGGUAGCAACGCCGUUCUUCGGGCAUGGAGUGAACCCGAAGGCUUACCACUACUACCCCAGCUCAAAUCAAUUCGUCUUUACAUGCCACAACCUGCUGAAACCUACGAUGACGAGCAAUGGAUCACCCAAAAGGUCAAAGAGUUCCAAGCUAGAGUGAACAAGAACUUGAACACUGGUACUACACGUAGCUUAACAUUCAGGAGCGAGGACAACUCCGAACCGACAAAAGAUACCCGCCAGAUUAAGGUUAAACCCGAAUACGCCAACAUAGACGAGGAGCGCAAACUAACGAUGGACGAUAUGCCCCUCUUAAUAUCUUCGCUCCCCGCCAAAGGUGUUAACUCGCACCGAUGGCUCGACUCCACAUCCAGAUUCGCCGGUCUAAUGAGUAGAUUCUGGAAAGACACCCUCGACGAAUUCACAAGCUCGCGCAAACUGGGCGCCCAAGGAACAAUCGAGAAAGCCGAGGAGGACGUCGUAGUCGCAUUAAUCGACGACGGCGUCGACGUAUUCGAUAGCGCGUUUUCGGGUCAAGUACUCGAGGGGAAGAGCUUCGACUUCCAUAACGGUAAAGUCCGACCGCCGUUCUCGUCGGCGAAGAAUCAUGGAACGGUGAUGGCGAGUAUGAUACUGCGUGUCUGUCCUAUGGCUAAGAUUUACCCGAUCCGACUUAAGACGUAUGAGGUCGGCGGAAAGAAUCAGAUUGUUAUGAAAUAUGCGGCGCAGGCCAUCCAAGCGGCCCUAGAUAAGAAGGCGACCAUAAUAUCGAUGUCGUGGACUAUCCCGAUGCCAGAAGGGAAGAGUAAGGAGAAAGAUGAGAUGAGCAAAGUCCUCCAGAAGGCUGUCGACAGGAACGUCUUAAUGUUCUGCUCGUCCCCCGAUAGAGGGAAGUUCACGGACCUAGACUAUCCCAGCGGUUUCCAACGCGACAAGUUCUUUCGCAUCGGCGCCGCCCGAAACGACGGCACUGUAUUCAACUGGACGCCCGAAGAUGGUAUAAGUUUCGUAUUACCGGGUGUAGAUGUGGUUAAGAACCAACUCGGUAGCGGGACUUCGUCGAGGGAAGUCACGAAGAGGAUAACGGAUUUCGAGUACGAGACAGGCUCGAGCGUAGCGGCGGCAUUGGCAUCGGGUUUAGCGGCGAUGAUAAUCUAUUGUGUUAAAGUGAGUGUGUUAGCGCUGAAAACGGCGAAUGCGAAUAAGGGGCACAUACUUGGUAUGGGUAUAUCGUCUAACGACGCGACUCGUAUCACGGAGUACGAAGCUAUGAAGUUUGCCUUUACCCAACUCGGAGAGAUGACAACGAAUAACUUCAUUCCGGUGUGGGAGAGGUUGGAUCCUGUUAGCAAGAUGUUAGAGGACGCCCAGGCAAGGCGUAUGGGUCAGGAGGAGACUAUCGAACAGUUCUCUCGGUUCGCGUCUUCCCUAAUAAAGCGCGAUCGGGUAGAGCCUGGGCCUACUGGAGGUCGUUGAUGAGAAGGUGGCUUCUUGAUAUUUAGAUGUUAGUUACCUAGGUAGGUAGGCACGAUAUACCAUAUUAUAAAGCAACUGCUUUUUUUAAAUUUCAUCAAUACGGCGCGGUAUUUAGAAAAGUCAACGAAAACAUCAAAUCAAAAACUCCUCUGCCA